Messenger RNA from Condylura cristata (star-nosed mole), 892 nucleotides. It is a transcript of the gene PFN4, whose product is annotated as profilin family, member 4. The transcript has 5 exons. The record is from RefSeq and is a predicted model, not a curated record. Bases 341 to 730 code for a protein of 129 amino acids. NCBI's taxonomy places the organism in Eukaryota, Metazoa, Chordata, Mammalia, Eulipotyphla, Talpidae. Gene Ontology annotation, cellular component: cell cortex. Gene Ontology annotation, molecular function: actin monomer binding.
GGGAGGCCGGGAGGCCCAGCGGCUGCGGUGGUGUAGAGUGGCUGCAGGGGUCUUGUUAGAGUGCGUGUGGCCUUUGGUCAGGUCAUUCGGCCACUACAGUUGUGGCCUUGAGUAGCGCUGGUUUGGUGCGGGGCUGGGGCGUUUCGCAGCUCCAGCAGCGUUUCGUGCUCUGUCCCUUGCUGUGUUGGUGACUCGGAUCCUGGCCCACAGCUUGCAGCCGUCUUAGACACGCGGCCUAUGGAUGGGCAGAGGAGCUUGGUCCUCAGUGGCGGGAAGACGCCAUCAUAAGGCCUUCUGCAGGACUGGACGGUACUGGACACAACUUUGGAUCUGAGGGAGCAUGAGCCAUUUGCAGAAUUUGCUCUUAGACACCCUCCUGGGGACAAAGCAUGUGGACAAUGCAGCCCUUAUCAAACUCCACGAGCGCUCCCUGUGUGUAGCGUCACCUGGAUUUAAUGUAAUGCCCUCUGAUGUCCGGACGCUUGUGAAUGGAUUCGCCAAGAACCCUUUGCAAGCCCGAAGAGAAGGGUUGUAUUUCAAGGAAAAGGAUUACAGAUGUGUCCGGGCAGAUGAUUAUUCUCUUUAUGCUAAGAAUGAGAACACUGGUGUGGUUGUUGUGAAGACCCAUCUGUAUCUUCUGGUAGCAACUUACACUGAGGGCAUGUAUCCUGGUGUGUGUGUGGAAGCCACGGAGAAGUUGGCAGAAUAUCUAAGAAGAAAAGGAACAUGAGUCAUCAGAGGACUGUGAAAGACAUAAUUUUUUAGAAGAAAUCGAUAGAUUCUAAAGAAAAAGUAAUGCCUUAUUUUGUGGUUGAAAAAACACUGAGCAGAAAUAUUGAAAAGAUCUGAAUGAGUUAAAGGAACAAUUUUCCUUAUUUCAAGAGAUCACCCA